Molecule: messenger RNA, 891 nt
Organism: Aspergillus ruber CBS 135680
Lineage: Eukaryota; Fungi; Ascomycota; Eurotiomycetes; Eurotiales; Aspergillaceae
Product: peptide-methionine-S-sulfoxide reductase
Exons: 3
Coding region: 225-743 (172 amino acids)
Molecular function (GO): peptide-methionine (S)-S-oxide reductase activity
Source: RefSeq, a predicted model, not a curated record
CGCGGAUUUCGCAUCAAUUCCGACUUUGCCUCCCACCACAAAGAACAAACAACCUAUCCUUCUCAGAUAUAUAUACAGUACGUACAAUCACAAACUGUCACUUCCAAAUGACGUUUGCACCCGCGCUUGGUUCAACACUUUUCUCACGAUUUUUCCGUCCUUUCUCGACUAGUUCCCCGUUCUUUUCUUUGGCACCCGAGUCGGCCUCGCGCAACAGCAACAACAUGUCGGAGAAAGCUACAGUGGCGGCAGGCUGCUUCUGGGGCGUGGAGCACCUGUUUCGCAAAGAAUUUGGCAAUGGAAAGGGUCUCUUGGAUGCUAGGGUGGGAUACUCUGGCGGAAACACUUCAUCGCCGACGUACCGGGCUGUGUGCAGCGGGAAUACUGGUCACGCCGAAGCCCUCCAAGUAACCUUCGACCCCUCUAUCGUCAGCUACCGCCAGCUUCUGGAAUUCUUCUACCGUAUGCACGACCCCACAACACUCAACCGCCAAGGUCCGGACGUCGGCACCCAGUACCGCAGCGUGGUUUUCACGCACAGCGAGGAACAGAACAAGCUUGCGCACGAUAUCACGGACAAGGUUGGCAAGGAGUGGUACAAGCAGUCGCUUAGUACGCAGAUCAUCGAGGCGGGUGAGUGGUGGGAUGCGGAGGAUUACCACCAGUUGUAUUUGAAGAAGAACCCGUCGGGAUAUGAGUGUCCUGCUCACUUCGUGAGGACCUUCCCGCCGCUUUCUGCGUGACUCCGUGCAAGGUUAUGACGUCUUAAUGAUUUUGCUCCCGUUUUGGAGUAUAAUGAUGUUUGUUGACGGGUAUACUAGCGGAAUUAUCUGGUUUAGUGUAUAUAACCGGCUUCAAUUCCAUACUUGCUAUAUCCUCGAGCUACCAGGC